Molecule: messenger RNA, 6135 nt
Organism: Oncorhynchus masou masou (cherry salmon)
Lineage: Eukaryota; Metazoa; Chordata; Actinopteri; Salmoniformes; Salmonidae
Product: methylthioribose-1-phosphate isomerase
Exons: 6
Coding region: 189-1250 (353 amino acids)
Molecular function (GO): S-methyl-5-thioribose-1-phosphate isomerase activity
Source: RefSeq, a predicted model, not a curated record
GUAAGCACGUGGUUCCGUAUGUGUGUCAGACAGAGGUUUUCUGAGCUCCCCCUCUCUUUUUCCCCCCCAGACAGUUAAUAUUCAUUUUCCAGCACUUUUAUCCUCUACCAACCCACGACGAUUCGAAACGACAACCGGGAGGAGUGUGUGUGUGUGUUGUGCCAUCCGAUCCAUCUCGUUCGCGGGUCAUGACGCUCGAGGCGAUCCGUUACCGGGCCGGGUCUCUGCAGAUUCUUAACCAGCUGCUCCUACCGCAGGAGACUGUGUUCGAUGAGGUCCGCACAGUGCAGGACGGCUAUGAAGCGAUCAAGUCCAUGAAGGUACGGGGGGCUCCUGCCAUCGCCAUCGUAGGCUGUCUGAGCCUGGCAGUGGAGCUGCGCGCAGGUGCCGGGGGCAACGACCCUGUGACCUUCAUCCGGGAGUCUCUGUGUCACCUGACUUCUGCAAGACCCACGGCCGUCAAUAUGGGCCGGGCCGCCCGAGAACUGAUGGAGUUUGCCGAGAACGAGAGCAUGGAGAAAAACACAGAACAACUCACAGAGAGUGUGAUUGGCUGGAUCGAGGAGAUGCUGGAGCGGGAUGUCAAUGACAACAAGAAGAUCGGUAACUACGGAGCUCAACACAUCCUGUCUGGUGUUCCCCGAGACUCAGUCACGAUCUUAACUCACUGCAACACCGGGUCACUGGCCACGGCAGGAUACGGCACCGCACUGGGUGUGGUGCGUUCCCUCCAUGCUCUCGGCAGACUGAAGCGGAUGUAUUGUACAGAGACCAGACCCUAUAACCAAGGGGCCAGACUGACAGCCUAUGAGGCCGUGGCUGAAGGUUUCCCUGCUACUCUCAUCACAGACAGCAUGGCUGCACUCACCAUGAGAGAGAAGAGCAUCACAGCUGUUGUCGUAGGGGCGGACAGGGUGGUUGCUAACGGUGAUACGGCCAACAAAAUCGGCACGUACCAACUGGCCAUCGCCGCAAAGCACCAUGGGAUCCCGUUCUACGUGGCGGCGCCCAGCACGUCAUGUGACCUGAGUCUGGAGAGCGGCCGGCACAUUGUCAUCGAGGAGCGCCCCGCCGAGGAACUCACCAGCAUCAACGGAGUACCCAUCGCUGCCCCAGGUAUUGAUGUGUGGAACCCGGCGUUUGACGUGACCCCCCACCAGCUGAUAACGGGGGGCAUCAUCACAGAGCUGGGGGUGUUUCUGCCCUCGGAGCUGCAGGCAGCACUCACCGGCCGUCUCACUGCCCUGUAGACGGCGCUAUUACCACCCGCUGGCCGCCGUGCGCUACUGCACCUUAAUAUUCCUGCUCUCACUCUCUCAUACGACUUCCACGUCCUCACACACACAAAUGAUGUGGAAGUCCAGUUUUGUUACAUUUACACACACAGUCAGUGUUCUACAAACUCACACGUUUUACGUGUGUCUCACACACACAUCAACACAGGAACUCAGACACACACAUCAAACCCACUCCUGUCCCUCCCUCUCUCUCCUCUCUCUGGUCUCUCCUGUCUCUCUCCUCUCUCUGGUCUCUCCUGUCCCUCCCUCUCUCUCCUCUCCUGUGUUCAUCUCCUGUCUCUCUCCUCUCUCUGGUCUCUCCUGUCCCUCCCUCUCUCUCCUCUCCUGUGUUCAUCUCCUGUCUCUCUCCUCUCUCUGGUCUCUCCUGUCCCUCCCUCUCUCUCCUCUCUCUGGUCUCUCCUCUCUCUGGUCUCUCCUGUGUUCAUCUCCUGUCUCUCUUCUCUCUCUGGUCUCUCCUCUCUCUGGUCUCUCCUGUCUCUCUCUGGUCUCUCCUCUCUCUGGUCUCUCCUGUCCCUCUCUCUGGUCUCUCUCUCCUCUCUCUGGUCUCUCCUGUCCCUCCCUCUCUCUCCUCUCUCUGGUCUCUCCUGUCCCUCCCUCUCUCUCCUCUCUCUGGUCUCUCCUCUCUGGUCUCCUCUCUCUGGUCUCUCCUGUCCCUCUCUCUCCUCUCUCUGGUCUCUCCUGUCCCUCCCUCUCUCUCCUCUCUCUGGUCUCCUCUCUCUGGUCUCUCCUGUCCCUCUCUCUCUCUCCUCUCUCUGGUCUCCUCUCUCUGGUCUCUCCUGUCCCUCUCUCUCUCUCCUCUCUCUGGUCUCCUCUCUCUGGUCUCUCCUGUCCCUCCCUCUCUCUCCUCUCUCUGGUCUCUCCUGUCCCUCUCUCUGGUCUCUCCUCUCUCUGGUCUCUCCUGUCCCUCCCUCUCUCUCCUCUCUCUGGUCUCUCCUGUCCCUCCCUCUCUCUCCUCUCUGGUCUCUCCUCUCUGGUCUCCUCUCUCUGGUCUCUCCUGUCCCUCUCUCUCUUCUCUCUGGUCUCUCCUGUCCCUCCCUCUCUCUCCUCUCUCUGGUCUCCUCUCUCUGGUCUCUCCUGUCCCUCUCUCUCUCUCCUCUCUCUGGUCUCUCCUGUCCCUCUCUCUCUCUCCUCUCUCUGGUCUCCUCUCUCUGGUCUCUCCUGUCCCUCUCUCUCUCUCCUCUCUCUGGUCUCUCCUGUGUUCAUCUCCUGUCACCGACAGAACGAACCAGUCUCCUUCAGAAGAACUGGCCUAUACUACAUCCUGAUCAGAUCAGAGUUCUCCAAACAGUUAGGAAUGAAAAAUGUAACAGUUAUACCCAAUCACAAUAUUAUAUAUUCACAUGUAGUUUUCUCUGGAAAAGUGUUUCAUAGAAAUGUGAGUUUAAGAAAAUUGACGACACUUGAUUGCUGAAAAUACAUUGGUGAGUCUCAAAUAGCACCUUAUUCCCUUUAUAGUGCACUAUUUGACUACAGCCCAUAGGCUCUAGCCAAAAGUAGUGUACUAUAUAGGGAAUAGGGCUCUAGCCAAAAGUAGUGCACUAUAUAGGGAAUAGGGCUCUAGCCAAAAGUAGUGCACUAUAUAGGGAAUAGGGCUCUGGUCUAAAGUAGUGCACUAUAUAGGGAACAGGGCUCUGGUCUAAAGUAGUGCACUAUAUAUGGAACAGGGCUCUGGUCUAAAGUAGUGCACUAUAUAGGGAACAGGGCUCUGGUCUAGAGUAGUGCACUAUAUAGGGAACAGGGCUCUGGUCUAAAGUAGUGCACUAUAUAGGGAAUAGGGCUCUGUGCCUAAAGUAGUGCACUAUAUAGGGACUAGGGGGGUCAUUUGAGACACAACCAUUACCAAAGUAACUGAAAUUAGAACUAUUCAAACCAAAACAAAGCAAGUUGACAUUAUCUCGAGCAAAACCUCUUUAGUCAGCUGAUGCGUAUAACUUGUGGCUACCUCCCUAUACCUCACAUAAUGUCUGAACCUCGCUGGUCCAAUCUGUACCGUAUCGACCCCGACCCCCAGGGUUAUCAAACCUCUCCUCAGACGUUUCACAAUUCUGUUGUAGCCCUGAACGAGGUCGCCUGAUUCACCUGGUCGAGGGCUUGAUGAUUAGUUGACAAGUUUUUUUUUUUUUUACCUUUAGUUUACUAGGCAAGUUAAGAACAAAUUCUUAUUUUCAAUGACGGCCUAGGAACAGUGGGUUAACUGCCUGUUCAGGGGCAGAAAGACAGAUUUGUACCUUGUCAGCUCGGGGAUUCGAACUUGCAACCUUUCGGUUACUAGUCCAACGCUCUAACCACUAGGCUACCCUGCCGCCCUUGAAUCAGGUGAGCGAGCUGUAGACCUGGGUCCCAGAGGAGAGGUUUAAAAACCACCGCCCUACUGUACCAUAUCAGACUACACAGAAUACACAGAAACACUAUAUAUACUCUCAACACCAAUCUCCAUCUUAUUAGGCCUGGACAACAAGUCAAGCAAAAUAAACCCUUUUUCCUCUUGGCCCGAGAUGGAACUCUCGGCUUUAAACAACAAUUGAAUGGAAUGUUGAUGUUUGUUCUAAAGAUUGUAUUUCUAUGAUGUACUGAAUGUCACAGGGGCCCUGCACUGCUCAAUGCCUUUCACCACCAGCACCACCGCUCACACACAGGACAGGACAGGACAGGACAGGACAGGACAGGACAGGACAGGCAGGCAUCCCGAAUGGCAUCCUAUUACCUAAAUGGUGCACUACUUUUGACCAGAGCUUUGGUCGUAAGUAGUGCACAAUAGAGGGAAUAAUGGGUUGUAAUUUGGGACAGGUCCCAGGACAGCAGGCUAACAGGGAGGAACGUAGUCCUUCAACCCCCCCCCAGAAAAAAAAAUGCAAGGUGGCGGUCCGAAAGUUGCCUGGCUACCCAAACUCCUUGCUCUAGUGAACCGCUAGGCCACGCCCAUGAACGUUAGUUUCUUCUCCGCAAUGAGACUGGAUCUGAGAACGAUUUCUAGAACGCAAACACAUUCUAACCAUUCUGAUUAGUCCCACAAACCGAUGGGUUGGGCCAGAGUCAGAAAGGCGGCGUUUUGAAAAUUCGUCAUUGGCUUUGAUACUCUGAUUGGUUAGAGAUGAUCCAAUCGCUGAUGACUUUGUUUUUUUACAACACCCCUCAUUAUGUCGUCGCCACAAACGCCUUCAACGAUGGCAGUCUGACUGAAGUAUGUAGCCAACCUAGAGCAGAGGGGGAAAAUGUACAGUCGUUUGAGUUGUCAGGCAAGUCUGGAAGGUCAGAGGUGAAAUACAUCCCCAAAUCCACUACUCUACUACUCCAUCAUCCCUCAUUCGGAAACCUCUGAUCUCUAAACACACCACACCUCCUCGCCCAUUGGACCAUUUCUGGUCCACACCAGGCAUUCUUAUCUAGAACUUUCCUGUCAAAAAAAAUAAUACAUUAUUUUGAAUUCUAGAAUCCGUAGUGUCAUAACUGUUCCAUAUUCUAGAAUCGCAGUAGAACAGAGACCCCUCCAUCCCCAACCUCUCCCUGUCAAACUUACCCCUCUCUCUCUCUCUCUCCCUUCCUCUCACAGCGAUGCUGUUGGCUGUCAAAUCACAUAAGGGUCUAGAAUCAAACACCACUGUUGUGUUUUGGGGUUCCUUUCUUUGUCUUUUAUUUUGAGAAACUGAACUGGAAUAAAUCAGAGGGGAGAGUUUUAACGGUCGAGAACAAUGUAGCAACUUUGUCGCCAUCCGUAGAUUGUUAUGUUGAAAACUUUUUAAAAAGGGUACGAGAAUCCGUUUGUCUCUUAUCAUGAAGACUUUUGUUGUUGUUGUCGUUGACUGGAAACCAGAUGCUGUUCUGUGUUAACAUUUCACCCCUUGUAGUCCGGGGCAUUGUUUGGCAUGACAAAGAGUGGAAGGAUGGCACGAACAGACUGGUAACCAGGCUACUCUUGUUUGGCUGUGAUCAGUUGUUUUAUUGUGGUGAUUCUUAGUGAUAAAGCUGUUGUUAAUGAGACUACACUGAGAGGCCUCCUCGACCACACACACAUAUUAUCACACACACACACACACACUGAUAAAAUGUCAGGAUAGACUGUGUUUAAUUGGAAUUAUCUGCCAGUCAGUCACCCAAAGGUUCUGUUUAUUUAGCAGGCUCAGGGAUGUGUCCCAAAUGGCACCCUAUUUCCUUUGUAGUGCACUAUUUUUAACCUGGGCCCUAUAGGGUUCUGAUCAAAAGUAGUGCACUAAUAUAGGGAAUAGGGUGACAUUUGGACGCAUACUAGAUCUAGACAGAGGACACCCUAUUGAAUAGUGUAAAAUAUCUCCUACUCUCUGUACUGAGGGCAUCUUAAGAGGCAGUAAAUCCCCAGUGUACUGUAGGAAACCAUCUGUCCUUCCUCUUGUUCUCCGUCCCCAAUAACCACACUAGGAUACUAUCUAGUAUGCACGGGCUGAAUUGCUUCAUACUAAGUAGUAUGCAAGGGUGGAUACUUCGGGACAUGACCUAAUGAGUCUAGUUUUUGGGAGAGGAAGAUGCCAAAUUAAGUGCCAAAUGCAACGCUAUCAUCACUUCUACUCCCUCUGAGAUUUCAACCAACGGGAGAUUGUCCUGAUGACCGGGUGUUUGUGAAUAAGCCAAUAGGAAGCAUGGCUGGUGAUAUUAGUGCGGGUGGGGGUGUAGUCGAUUAGAAGGCCUCUUUCUACGUGUAGUUAUGUUAUUGUUUAUAUUCAUAUCUGGGGUUUAGUUUUGUAUCAUGUGGAAAUAGUUCAAAAAUUGAUGUUUUUUUAAUAUGAAUAUAAUGCUGUAAACUGCAUACCUGAAUUAAGAAGAGAUUUCUCUUUCACGACAAUACAAUAAAGAGUGAACAAAAACA